AAAAAACAUGAUUUCGAUCCUAUUUUUAUGAUGAAAAAACGAGUAAAGUUUAUUUCGUUAACACUUACGUUAAAUAUUCGUACGUUUUUGUAUUAACUUACAAAUCAAAUCGCAGUUAUGUCUGGACGUGGAAAAGGUGGAAAAGCUAAGGCUAAAGCCAAGACAAGAUCCUCAAGAGCUGGACUUCAAUUUCCAGUCGGUAGAGUGCAUAGAUUCCUUCGUAGAGGGCACUAUGCUAACCGAAUUGGAUCUGGAGCACCAGUUUACUUAGCAGCCGUCUUGGAAUAUUUAUCUGCUGAGAUAUUGGAGUUGGCUGGUAACGCAGCAAGAGACAACAAAAAAGCUAGGAUUAUUCCAAGACAUUUACAAUUGGCUGUUCGUAAUGAUGAAGAAUUAAACAAACUUUUGAGCGGUGUAACCAUUGCAGCUGGUGGUGUUUUGCCAAACAUUCAAGCUGUCCUUACUACACCUCUGGUUUCCUCAUAG
Messenger RNA from Hydractinia symbiolongicarpus, 486 nucleotides. RefSeq names its product histone H2A-beta, sperm. The coding region runs from base 118 to 486 and encodes 122 amino acids. The transcript is spliced from 2 exons. The record is from RefSeq and is a predicted model, not a curated record. NCBI's taxonomy places the organism in Eukaryota, Metazoa, Cnidaria, Hydrozoa, Anthoathecata, Hydractiniidae. Gene Ontology annotation, cellular component: nucleosome. Gene Ontology annotation, molecular function: structural constituent of chromatin; DNA binding; protein heterodimerization activity.